Molecule: messenger RNA, 5473 nt
Organism: Penaeus indicus
Lineage: Eukaryota; Metazoa; Arthropoda; Malacostraca; Decapoda; Penaeidae
Exons: 20
Coding region: 107-4654 (1515 amino acids)
Biological process (GO): microtubule-based movement
Molecular function (GO): microtubule binding; microtubule motor activity; ATP binding
Source: RefSeq, a predicted model, not a curated record
UUCAAACGCGUGUGCAAGCUUUGGCCGAGCCGAGGGGGAAAAGGACGAUGUACGCUUUGGAUUAGAGAUUGUGCCGAGCGAGGGGUUAUUUUUGGAUCAAGGCAAGAUGACGCUAAACAGAAGAGUCCUAAAGCGGGUGCACUCCCCCAUGAAGUCACCCAAGCGCAACAACACCUCCUUGCGCAAAAAGGCCCUCAUUAAACAGUGGAAUAGUGAAGUGCAGUUUGGAAAUGCCUCCAAAGCCAAUCUGAAGGUGGUGGUUCGUGUGCGGCCACAGAAUGCAAAGGAGGUGGACUGUAAUGCAAGAUGUAUUGUGAAACUAGUAGAUGACCAUAUGAUGGUCUUCGACCCAAAAGAGGAGGAGGAUGAGUUUUUCUUUCGGGGAGUGCGGCAGAGGACCAGAGAUUUAAACAAGAGACAGCAUAAGGAGCAGAAAUUUGUCUUUGAACGGGUCUUUGGGGAGGAUUCUACCAAUGAGCAAAUUUAUGAGGAAACCACUAAAGAUCUUGUUGAUACUCUCCUAAAUGGGUAUAAUUGUUCAGUGUUCGCUUAUGGCGCAACUGGGGCUGGGAAAACCUUCACAAUGCUCGGAAAGCCAGAUUGCCCGGGCAUCACCUUCCUUACCUUGAUGGAGUUGUACCGCCGCAUAGAAGAAAUCAAGGAAGAGAAGACUUGCGAAGUUGGAAUAUCGUACCUGGAGGUCUAUAAUGAGACUGUGAGGGACCUCCUGAAUCCUGGGAAAGCCCUCAACGUGCAGGAAACCGGUCAGCACAUCCAGGUCCAGGGGCUCUCUUUCCACAAGCCCAAAGAUGCCGAUAACCUCAUGCAGAUGCUGGCUUGCGGGAAUCAAAACCGGUCCCAACACCCAACUGACGCUAAUGCCGAAUCGUCCAGGUCGCAUGCAGUCUUUCAGAUAUUUGUGCGCCAACAAGACCGUACAGCAAAUGUAAAGUCAAAUGUGGCCAUUGCAAAAUUAUCAAUGAUUGACUUGGCUGGUUCUGAACGUGGUUCUGCCACUGGAUUUAGAGGAGCAAGAUUCAGGGAAGGUGCUAACAUCAAUAAGUCCUUGCUGGCACUAGGAAACUGUAUCAAUGCUCUCGCUGAUGGACAGAAACACAUUCCUUAUCGAGACAGCAAACUGACUCGUCUCCUGAAGGACUCUAUUGGUGGAAAUUGUCGCAGUGUCAUGAUUGCUGCUAUAUCUCCAGCUUCCACAACUUUUGAAGACACUUUCAACACUCUUCGAUAUGCUAACAGAGCCAAAACUAUUAAAACUACUCUUAAGAAGAACAUCAUGAACGUUGAUCAGCAUGUUUCGCAGUAUGUCCAGAUAGUGGAUGAUUUACGGAAAGAAAUAUGUAGCCUGAAGGAAAAGAUAUUUGUGCGCCAACAAGACCGUACAGCAAAUGUAAAGUCAAAUGUGGCCAUUGCAAAAUUAUCAAUGAUUGACUUGGCUGGUUCUGAACGUGGUUCUGCCACUGGAUUUAGAGGAGCAAGAUUCAGGGAAGGUGCUAACAUCAAUAAGUCCUUGCUGGCACUAGGAAACUGUAUCAAUGCUCUCGCUGAUGGACAGAAACACAUUCCUUAUCGAGACAGCAAACUAACUCGUCUCCUGAAGGACUCUAUUGGUGGAAAUUGUCGCAGUGUCAUGAUUGCUGCUAUAUCUCCAGCUUCCACCACUUUUGAAGACACUUUCAACACUCUUCGAUAUGCUAACAGAGCCAAAACUAUUAAAACUACUCUUAAGAAGAACAUCAUGAACGUUGAUCAGCAUGUUUCGCAGUAUGUCCAGAUAGUGGAUGAUUUACGGAAAGAAAUAUGUAGUCUGAAGGAAAAGGUGCAAAAAUAUGAAGAGAAGGAGAAAGAAUGGACCUCCCUGAAGGAGAUUUCAGAAUCUAAAAAUCAGGAUUCAAGUCUUUUGCUCGAGCAACAAAAAGAAUAUGAAUGCCGGAUAGCUAGUAUGGAAAAGGAAAUUCUGGAGCUAAAAGCUAAUAGUGGUGUGGUAUCAGAGGUAUCGGAGGAAGAGGCUGAAGUCCAGAGAAAGCUCGUGGAAGCCAGCAGUGAGAGGAAAGCACUCAGACGAGAGCUGUUGCAGUUAGAAAGUUCACAAAGGGAGGUAGAGCUCAAAAUCCAUACCUGUACAAUGCGUCUAAACAGGAUGAAAAUCAUUGCCUUCGCAUCACAACGGCUGGACAAGAGUAUCUCAAAGUGUGAGCGCACUAUUCGUAACCUUGGCAUCAGGCUUAGCCAGACAGAGAGACUACAGAAAAGUGUUGAAGCUAAGUUGAAUGCCAACUUGGAAAAACUUCAUGCUGCACAGAGAGCUUUGAAUCAGUGGGGACCAGGAUCAACCCAACCAUCUCAUGCUUCACAGGCACUUAUUGACAAGAAUGAAACUGGUCUGGCUUACCGUGACCUUCACCAGCUGGCAGACUACUUGAGAGGAAUGGUGAAAGAAAGUUUCAAUGAACAGAGAGCCAGUGAACAGCUGAUUUGCCAGCUACUGAACACCACUAAACAGUUCUAUGUACAGCUACGUGCCAGUAACCAGUGUACACCAGAGAUGGAAAAAUACUUUGAGAGUAUCGUAGAGAAAAUGGAUGAAAGCAAGAUCAUAUGGGCCGAUCAACACCAGGAAAAUAAAGAGGAUGCACCCAGUGUUCCAGAGGAGUCAGUAUUAGAUGUGAAUCGCCUCACCAUCUUGCCAAUUACAAGCAGUGUGUUCAUUUCACCAGCUACUAUGGUUGAUCAGAAGAUGUUUAGGAGGUCGAUUAUGAAAUCCAGUAAGAGUACAUCAGCUUUACCAUCAGCAACUCUAAACCUGGGUGAGCCAUCUGGGCUUAACUUGUCGAGUGUGGCUGAAAACUUUAUCCAUGACUCUCCCACCACUCCUAGAAUACUGAACUUCCAAAGCACCAUCCCCGAUUCUCCUGUGCUCUCUGGCUUUAGUCUUCCAAACGAAGAUGGCAAAGUGAAAUCUGAAGAACAACAGGCAGAGGUCUGUACCCCAGUACCUCCUUCAUCUACUGCACAACAAAAACCUGAAAAGAGUGAAUCUGUCGAACCAAAAAGCCAAACUAAAGACUUUGGAUUUGUUAGCAUGACUGAAGGAUGUGGAAUUAAUACAUUAAAUGUCAUGAGAAACUUGUCCACAAACCUUGAUAAAACAGAAUUGUUAGAGGACAUUCAGCCUAUUGACUGCUCAAUUAAUGCUACAUUCGCUAUAACACCAGCAAAGAGUCUCAAUACAACAGUUGAUAUACCUACGUGUCUUCCAAGCUUAAAUGCUACGAUGGAUAUGCCAGGAAGCCUUCCAACCUUAAACACCACAGUUGAUGUGUCUGCAAAUAUUGCAGGCUUGAAUACUACAGUUGAUUUGCCUACUAAGAGUGUCACUGUGGAAAGAUCUACACUGGGAAAACUAAAUACAGCUGCUAACAUGUCUACUAUACAGUCUGUUUUAAAUACUACUGUUGAAGUUUCAAAGCCUUCACUCAUGACUACCUCUGUUGGAUCAGGUUCUAACCCUUCCUUAAAAAGGAAUACAAGCAAGCCUAAUCUGCAUUCCACCAUGAGCUUCUCUCAGCCUUCACUUUUGAAUGCAACAGUUGAUAUGUCCUCCAAGCCAUCAAUUUUGAAUACAACAGUUGAUAUGUCCUCCAAGCCAUCAAUUUUGAAUACAACAGUUGAUAUGUCCUCCAAGCCAUCACUUUCAAACACUACAGUUAAUCUUACUUCAAAUCCAGCCUUAAAUACUACUAUGGAUAUAGUGUCAAAGCAUUCAAGUGGAAGUAAUGCUGGUGAAGCUUCUAAUUCUCGUGUUACAAAUACUGAGAGUACCAUAAAACCUGUGAUAUCCCUUAAAUUGGAUGUGCCAACUAUUCAGUCUAGUAUGUAUAAUCAAAAUGCAGUAGAUAAAGUGAAACCAUUUGGGGAAACUUAUGCAAAGUUACCAAAUACGAAUAUCCCAAAUGAUGCCCUUUUGCCUCCGGAACCAGUGACUUUGAAGACAGCCUCAAGACAGUUAUUUAGCUCUGGUUUGGACUCAACAUUUUGCGUAGAAGAUGACCAAGUAAAAGCCAAGGACACAACUGAUACAGGCUUAGGGUGCAGGGUUGAAAAUUUAAAAUCUCCGGAGCUAAGUAGUACCCAGUUAAGAAGGAUGACAUUUGAGGUACAGCAGCAUGGCCCUCUCAUCAAGCCUGUGGAAGUUCAGCCAGCCAGUGACUCUCUCAUGCCCCCACCUACAAAGACUGUCAAGGGGAUCUUAAAGAAGACACCGCAGAAAACGCCCACACGUGGAACCACACCAGGAAAAGGGACACUUGUAGGCAGGAGCUUCGGUAAAACCACUACUCCUGGGAAAAAUAUCACGCCUGGCAAGAGUCAAAUCUCAGGGAUGAAAAAGAGCCUGAGCACUUCUGCCCUCGGUCCUUACCAGUCCAAUUCUCUAAGAACCAGCGGCCAGUCAGUGGCUAACAAUAAGCAGAAGUUAGCAGGUCUUGGAGCAGCUCUACGGCGUACUUCAAGCUUCCUAAAGGCAAGAGGACAAAUGAGUAACCAGGAGAAUGUUCCACCAAGUCAGAGGGGGGCAUAUAGAGACACCUUGUCCUCUUCAGCAAAACAGUCAUCACACUUUCAGUAUAAGCCAUAGGGAUGGCAGUCAUCUUGCCUUGAUAAAAAUUUAGCUUGGGGUGAGAACCCUGAUAAUAGUAAAACACAAGUGAUGAAGACAGAAGAUGUGCUCAUAGAUUUUGCCAACAAACCAGGUUUCGGGUCAAAAGUUGGUUUUCUGCAAGAGAAAUUACAAGUGUUUUCCUAUAGUAACAGUGUAUCUCAUAGUGUCAAAGAUUCUUCUGAAAAAGUGGAAAAAAGCAGUAGUAUACAGCCUUGGAGUAUGCACACCAUGCCAUGGACACUUGGUGUGAAUAAAAGAAAAUUAUAUCCAGUGUUUGCUUACUUGCCAAAGUCUUUCUGAUCUCUUAAAUUUUUUGUAUGCUUGCGUGCACAAGGAUUUGACUGUCAUCUGUUUCCCACCGUUCUAGUGAGAGGGAAGUAAUGUAAUAAUAUAAAGUAAUGGAGAUGUUAUUAUAUUUCUUUUUCUUUUUCUAUAUGAUACUGUAAAUCAUUAAUGUAUGUUUUUUAUGUAAAUAGGAUAUCAGUUUAUAGAAAAGAUUAUUGAAAUCUUACUAGUUUUAUAUUGUUUUUUGUAUAAAUUUGACUGUAAAGAAUUAUCAUCAUAACCAUUUUAAUAGCAAAUGAAAAUGUGAGUACCUGUAGUGGCUUGGUCCAUAGGUACCACUUUCACUCAUUUUAUUUCCCUACAUUCGCUUGGAAGUGAACAAAAACUGUAAAUUUAUAUAUUUAUAAGGAAAUAUUAAUUACUCUUUCCCUCUUCUUUCUUUCCACAGAUGUAUUAUCUGUUAAAUAUAUAUGUUACAAAGUGCUAUCUCAAUAAAGAUAAUAAUUUUAA